AUGCAGGCCCCCGAGGUGAUCAUGUGCCAGCCGUACGACGUCUGGGCCACCGGCGCCUGGUCGCUAGGGCGGCGGACCACGCUGCGGAGUUAUCAAAACGGACCCGAGAAAGCGCAGGAAGUCUUGUUCAGCGCGUUUAAACCUGAGGAAAGAGGAUCCAAAGCUGUAUGCCGCCGUGGAAUUGCUGUCGCCGUCGACCUAGCAUCCGACACCAUGGGUGCUUUGGACGGGAACGAAGUUCUCUACUCCGAGAUCGUCUUCGCCAACGCGGGCGUCCUCGUGCUCCGGGAGAUGGCCAAGGCUUGGUGGGCGGAGGCGUGCAGGGGCUUCACCAUGGCCGACGUCAUGGAGGAAAUGGACGGCCAUAGCAUGAUCUACCAACUGGUGGACCAGCAGCAGAAACUUUACCAUCCCUGCCACCUCCAGAAGACAAAGAUGGAAGACAGCGGCAGGGCGCCAUCCCGCUUGGCGAUCAAGUUCGGCACCCCCAAGGGAAGCAAAAGCAAGAAGCACAACAGCCAGACAAAGCCCACGUCGCUCGGAAGCGACACAGGGCACACGCCCUCAACAGCGACUCCGAAUCCGACGCUGAAUAGGUCAUAUGUUGCAAGCACGCCAGUGAAAACCCUAGAAAUGGAGCGAAAAGGGUCGCCGAGGUUCCCCAACCCCCCCAACGACGUCUCCAAGUAUGACGAGGCGCGCCUGAACGAGGGCCUUGCAUUUGCGGAUCAGACCAUGCGCAACACACAGCGCAGAAUCCGAGAGCGAGAGACCAAAGAUAGUCCAGCGACGACACCUAAAGACAAGGACAAGAAGAAGGGCGACUUUCAACCACCCAGCAGUGUCUGCGUAGCCCACAUUGUUAGGCAUAGCGUAGGUGACGUGGCAGCCGAGAGCCUCUUUGGCAAGCCCUCACACCGCCGCGGGCAUAUCUGGAACCUGGCCAAUGGCAUCCCAAUGCGAAAGGUAUACGAAGAGGCACUCGACAAGGCCAACCUUGUCAUUGUUCCUGGAGACACCCCUAGAUCCUGGAAAGUUUGCUGCCUGCAGGCGAGGCUGGCCAAGGAGGCGGCAGCCUGGGACAAUGGUGAUGACGAGGAGAUAGACGAUACUCCCAGCUGGUCGACAAAUGUCGUUGGGAUUGUCAAACAGGAUGCCGACAACGAGGAUGGAAAGGAUGCAUAUGCUACUUCCCCAACCAAGGCCAAGGACAUCUUCAAUUGA
This is a messenger RNA of Phialemonium atrogriseum, 1224 nucleotides long. RefSeq lists its product as uncharacterized. The record is from RefSeq and is a predicted model, not a curated record. The transcript has 7 exons. Bases 1 to 1224 code for a protein of 407 amino acids. NCBI's taxonomy places the organism in Eukaryota, Fungi, Ascomycota, Sordariomycetes, Cephalothecales, Cephalothecaceae.